ACACAGACUGCAUCCGACACAUCUGGUGUCACAUCAGUGGAUGAACCAGCCAACUUGGUGAAGAGCCAGUGAGGAAAAAUGGGGCCAUUUGGAGCACUGCUGUGGAUUUCACAUUACGCAGGACUUCUUCUUCCGCUGAACGCCAGUGGGGAUGUGGAGCUGGACAAUCACAUAUCUGGUAACGCUCUUUUCACAGAGGUCCCCCAUGAUGUCAUUACUCAAAGUGGUCAGGAUGUGGAGAUGGCUUGCUCUUUUAGGGGUUCAGGUUCUUCCUCUGUCUUAUUGGAAAUCCAGUGGUGGUAUCUCAGGCACCUCCACAAAUGGGCUAAGAAACCUGCAUGGACAACCAAUCAAGUUGUACCUAUUGAGGAAAUGACAAGGGAUGCCACUAAGAUAAGUGUGGUGAAAGUGGCUGGCAGCAACAUCUCUCACCGGCUUCGCCUGUCAAGUGUUAAACCUGCAGAUGAAGGCAUUUAUGAGUGCAGAGUGAUCGACUUCAGCAACAACCACGAACAGCACCACACGGUUCGAGCCUACCUGCAGGUUCAGCCACCGGACCCUGAUUCCCAGCUUCUCACUGAGGAAAGUCUAAACCAUGGAGAGCAAAUUCUACAUCACUCAAUAAAACAUCCUCAGCAACAAAAUCACAAAGAGCAGGAGCCGAUUCAUCGACAGACACAUCACAAAAAACAUCCUGAGGUUCAAGCUACUGAAGCACAGAACGACUCACCCUCGACUCUCUAUCAUGAAGAUCAUCAUCAGAUAGAGCAUCAUCAUCUACAUGAGGGCAAAAACCAUCAGGAAAACAAACACACACAGUCAAGCAAGAAGAGUCAAAUUAAAAACCAUGAGUCGAAUGUGGAAAAGGACAAGGAACAUGCUAAAGAAUAUCAGAGAGACUGUUCAACUCAUGACUGUGUGCUGUAGAGCUGUGUGAAAGGAGUG
Messenger RNA from Trichomycterus rosablanca, 945 nucleotides. RefSeq names its product V-set and transmembrane domain-containing protein 2-like protein. Gene Ontology annotation, cellular component: membrane. The record is from RefSeq and is a predicted model, not a curated record. NCBI's taxonomy places the organism in Eukaryota, Metazoa, Chordata, Actinopteri, Siluriformes, Trichomycteridae. Bases 79 to 927 code for a protein of 282 amino acids. The transcript is spliced from 4 exons.